Messenger RNA from Metschnikowia bicuspidata var. bicuspidata NRRL YB-4993, 1044 nucleotides. RefSeq names its product mitochondrial 37S ribosomal protein mS43. Gene Ontology annotation, molecular function: metal ion binding; superoxide dismutase activity. Gene Ontology annotation, biological process: superoxide metabolic process. The coding region runs from base 1 to 1044 and encodes 347 amino acids. Lineage: Eukaryota; Fungi; Ascomycota; Pichiomycetes; Serinales; Metschnikowiaceae. The transcript has a single exon. The record is from RefSeq and is a predicted model, not a curated record.
AUGGCCAGACUCGCCGCUCCGCUCCGCAGCACGCACAAGGCGUUCGCGCGGCUGCUCACCUACAAGCUCGCGGAAACACCGGUGUUCCAGCACAUCAAAACCUCGCAGUCCGCGUUCCACGGCUUGUACUCCUACAAGGCGUUUGAGGACUUGUGGUUCAGGCAGGGCGAGGCGCUCACGGCCCGCUUGAACGCGCAGAUCCACGACUUGGGCGUGGACAACACGCCCGCGGACUUGUCCGAGCUCAUUGCGUCCACGUUCAACACGCCGGAGUUGGCGCCCAUCACGGCCUGCGCGGCCCGGCUCCACAACUUGCAGUUCUGCCUAGAAUCGCUCCGGCCCCACGAGGCUGCGCUUCCGGGCGGCAAGCCGGGCGCCGAGGCGCUCUUGCGCACGCCCUCCAUCGCCACGCGGCCCGACAACGAGCCGGCCCACGCGGCGCUCCGUGAGUGGAUCGACGACUCGUUCGGCUCGGUGGCCGAGUUGCGCUCGCUCUUGUUGAACUCCGCGCUCGCCAUCAAGGGCGACGGCGUCACGUGGUUGGUCGCCCAGGCCUCGUACUCCGCGUCGUCGUUGCGCGGCGGCUCGCAGGCCGACUUGUCGUUCAGCACCUUGGCCGUCGUCAACACCUACAACGCCGGGGUGGUGGACGACGCCGUGCGCCUGGGCCAGCUCUCCAAGUUGCGCCAGCAGCGGCUGGCGCGCGAGGAGGCCGCCGCGCGCAGGCAGCGGGAACGCAGCGAGAUCGCCGGCGCGCCUCGGCUGCCGGCAGAGCCCUCCCUUGACGCCGUGCCUGCGCCGGAGGAUCCCGCGGCAAGCACCGUGUUGGGCUCUGUCGAAGAGGCCGAGGAGGCCACGUUGUACCUGGACCGCAAGUUGGUGCCGUUGCUCGCGGUGGACGCGUCCAUGCGGGCGUACUUGCACGACUACGGCGUGUUCGGCAAGCUGCAGUACUUGGACAGUGUGUGGAGAUGCAUCAACUGGGACGUGGUGGCGGAGCGGGCCCCGGCGCGCUUCAAGCCCUCGGUGGUGUUUGACCGCUAG